AGGCUGUUCCUGGGCAAAUCAAGGAGUGGGGAAUGACAGUGUUUGCCAAAAGAUGGAGUCAGGGAUGAACUUUUCUAGACCAGAGAUCUCCUCCAUCGCUCCCAGUGUGGUGUCUUUCUACGGCAGAAACCAUGCAGUGCUGUCUGGUUCUAACCUCAGUGAUGUGACCAGAGUGAGGAUCCAAGCAGACAUGGACUGCACUCCACAAGAAUCUCCUGUGUGGAACAACACUGGUGUGAAACUGACGUUCCACAUUCCCAGUGCCGAUAAUAAAGGCGUGGUCAAAGUAUGUGUUCUCCUCCCAGACGGUAGUUGCCAUGGCAAUGCUACAAUCACCUACCGGUCAUCCCCAUCCUGCACCCACAUUGUACCAAGCAGCACCUGGAUCAGUGGGAAGAGGAAUAUCACUCUCAUGGGAUCCCACCUGGAGUUUGUGGAAGGGGUCACGCACAGCCACGCCCCGCAGGAAGUCAGACCUCCUAAGAACAGGAACCAUCAGAGUCUCACCUAUGACACACCUGCAGCUGAAAAAGAUAUUUCUACUAGCACUGUGUUUCUGAAAGUAGCCAAUGAAACCUUGGCCUGCCUACCAAUGACCUACUAUCCAGAGCCUGAGUUCACUAGCUUCACAUCCACAAGGACAGGGGACGAUGUGCACAUCAUCAUACAGAAAAAGGCAGACAAACUGGAGAUGACCGUAGCAGAGUUAGAGGUGUGGGGCGUUGAGGAAGAAAAACAACACCCCUGCAUCAUGGAAACCAAAGCAACCAGUAAUGAGACUGACUUUUUCAUCUGUGAGAUUAAAAGGACACCUGAUGCUACGUUUCAGCACUUAAAAAUAAGGUAUGGUGACAAGACCGUUACACUCGGACCUCCAUCUUUAGUACAUCGGGUCCUUACGAUACUGCGUUUUCUGCUGAUACCCUGUAUUAUGUCAGUAUUGGUGGCUCUCUGUCUAUGGCAAAGGAAGCUCACUGCUAAAGCCAACAAGCUGGGACCAUCCGCCAAACCUUAUGAAUGUUUUGCUACUCCAUUUUCAAAAUAG
Molecule: messenger RNA, 1045 nt
Organism: Perca fluviatilis (European perch)
Lineage: Eukaryota; Metazoa; Chordata; Actinopteri; Perciformes; Percidae
Product: plexin-C1-like
Exons: 9
Coding region: 53-1045 (330 amino acids)
Biological process (GO): semaphorin-plexin signaling pathway involved in axon guidance; positive regulation of axonogenesis; negative regulation of cell adhesion
Cellular component (GO): semaphorin receptor complex
Molecular function (GO): semaphorin receptor activity
Source: RefSeq, a predicted model, not a curated record